Molecule: messenger RNA, 2844 nt
Organism: Hipposideros armiger (great roundleaf bat)
Lineage: Eukaryota; Metazoa; Chordata; Mammalia; Chiroptera; Hipposideridae
Gene: TMEM231
Product: transmembrane protein 231
Exons: 7
Coding region: 177-1127 (316 amino acids)
Biological process (GO): cilium assembly; regulation of protein localization
Cellular component (GO): ciliary membrane; ciliary transition zone
Source: RefSeq, a predicted model, not a curated record
GCCCCCCGUCCGCCCCACCCCUAUCAAGGCCCGGCGUCCUUGCUAUUGGUUCCUUUUCCUGCGCCGUCGGUUGCCGUAGAGACCAAGGCUAUGGCAACCAGGAGAAGCCAAACUUGGUCGCCCCUCCCUAUGUGCAGAGGGGUCAGAAGCGUGCAGCCAUACUCGGCGCCGCGCUCAUGGCGCUUUACGAGCUCUUCUCUCACCCAACCGAGCGCGGCUACCGCGCGGGGCUCUGCUCCAAGGCCGCGCUGUUCCUGCUGCUGGCCACCGCGCUUACGUACAUCCCGCCGCUGCUAGUGGCCUUCCGGAGCCACGGGUUUUGGCUGAAGCGGAGCAACUACGAGGAGCAGCCGACCGUGCGCUUCCAGCACCAGGUGCUGCUCGUGGUCCUGCUGGGACCGGAGCGCGGCGGGUUCCUCGCCUGGAGCACGUUCCCCGCCUUCAACCGUCUGCAGGGGGAUCACCUGCGUGUCCCGCUCGUUUCGGCUAGAGAAGAAGACAGGAACCAGGAUGGGAAAAUGGACAUGUUACAUUUUAAACUGGAGCUUCCCCUGCAGUCCACAGAGGAUGUUCUUGGUGUGCAGCUCAUCUUGACUUUCUCCUACCAGUUGCACAGGAUGUCGACAUUCGUGAUGCAGAGCAUGGCGUUUCUCCAAUCCUCCUUCGCUAUUCCGGGGUCCCAAUUAUAUGUGAACGGAGACCUGAGGCUGCAGCAGAAGCAGCCCCUAAGCUACAGUGGCCUAGAUGUUCGAUACAAUGUGUCUGUCAUCAACGGGACCAGUCCUUUCGCCCGUGACUACGACCUCACCCACAUCAUUGCUGCCUAUCAGGAACGGAAUGUAACCACCAUCCUGAAUGACCUCAACCCCAUCUGGCUGGUGGGAAGGGCUGCUGAAGCUCCAUUUGUGAUUAAUGCUGUCAUCCGAUACCCCGUGGAAGUCAUCUCUUAUCUACCAGGAUUCUGGGAAAUGAUCAAGUUUGCUUGGAUCCAGUAUGUCAGUAUCCUGCUUAUCUUCCUCUGGGUGUUUGAAAGAAUCAAAAGAUUUGUGUUUCAGAAUCAAGUGGUCACCACGAUCCCUGUCACAGUGAUGCCCCAGGGAGAACUGUAUAAGGAGCACUUAUCGUAAGAAGGCCAUUUCUGAAAACUCUAAGCAGGACGCUGGCUACCUCACUGUUGGCUUCUGAGAACUGCCGUCUUAUGACAUUUCUGUAAAGAGCCCAUGGACACGUGUCAGCAUGUGCACUUUUCCUGUCAGGGACAAAAACAAUUCUAAUUUUUCUCUACACAAAUUCCACGUCUUAUAAGUGCCUACCAAAAUUGUCAGGGACUAGUUUGGAAAGGUCUGAGGGUUCAUGCAGGCUAUAAUUUGCCCUUUCUUUUUUUUCUUCUUCUGUUUUUUUGGCCUUAGACUUGAAUUUCAGGAGAAAACUAGAAUUUCAAGAGAAAACUAGUCAGUUUUGACAUGUUGGAAAGAGUCCUAUCUUGUCAAGCAAAGACUUUUCCUUUCUUGAACUGAGAAACACGCUAUGCAUUUCUUCCUCCUAUUGUAACUCACUUUGUACUCUUUUCAGGGCUCUCUUGUGACAGAUAUGCAAAUCACUAGCAGUUUCCACUCCUGGGCAUCUACAUUUCCCAUUCAGGACUUUUAUUUCCAGAACUGAGAGGCCUUUAACAGGAGAAUUGGAGAGAGGGGGAGAGGAGAGAGUACGGGUGCUCCAAAACACGUGUGUGCACGUGAGGGUGGGCAACUUGAGGACACUGGGACCAUCCACCUGUCCUCAGUCUAACAGACAUCGUCUGUCGUCAGCUCAGCUGAACAGCCCUUUAUCCUGCCCUGCUGUGGCUGGCGCUUUGCCCUGCCUUUGCCCUCUGUCUCUGCCCCUAGAAUAGCAGACCGAAAUCAGAAGUGCUGUUUCAUUCCCAAUCCCCUUAGCAGCAGUGGGGGAAGUAAAGAUUGUAACAACAGGUUCUCUCUGGCCCUCACCAAAUAGCCUGGACACUUGCUACUCCUCCAUGGCAGCCCUCCCCCUUCCUGAAAAGGACAUGGACGACAGAGGACCUGUUGUUGGUAUUAGCUCCCACUGCCCGACAACCACAGAGUUUAUUUGGAGGGCUAGUGGGAAGGCCCAGCUACUUGUAUUUCCCUUGACUAAGGAACAGGGUGUCCAUGAGAGCAGACAGCUUUGGGGAAGACACACAAGGAGCAGGGAGGGGAGAAAGGAUGCUAGCCCGGUCAGCCCGAUCCAGCCUGGCCAUUAGAUGACAAGCAGUCCAGCCAGAUGACCCUCAUGACUCAGUGUCUGCAGGAGAAGAGUGCUGGAGCAGGGCUCGAUUGCACACAGAAGACUGAUUCUCUGUUCUUGUCCUGAGGAAACAUGCAGUUUUCUCAGAGGACAGAUGGAUCUGCUUUAUGACUCAGAGAUGUCACUGGCACUGGAAGGACAUGCCUGCUGUGAUCCCUUCUUGCCCAUUCACAAACAUACUGUCCAAUGUGUGCCUCAGUUUACCUCGGAGAUUCAGUUCUUAUUUCCAAAGCACCUUUUCUUUCAGGCUGACCAAAAUAAGAGUUUUGGAAACAGAGGUAUUUUAAAGUUAUUCAAUCACAUAAAUAUCCUAACACUGGCCCCUCUGCCUUUCCUUGAAAAAAUUUAGGGCUGUUUAACAUGCCUUUUUUUUUUUUUUUUUGAGAUUUAAAUGAAAAAUGGUUGCUGGAUUUUCUGGAUUACAAAAGAUGAUGAGACAUGGAAAGACAGCUAACGAUGUGUAUAAACAUUACUUGGCGUUUUAUUAAAUUAUUUUAAUGCAAAAUUUGUAUAAAGAACCAUUAUGUUUUGUAACUUUCU